AUGGCUCUUCUCUGCUUUUCUUCUUCCUCCUUUGACUUCAAAGUCUUCAUUUUGCUCUCUUUCUUCUUCUUUCUCUGCAAUGGCUCCUCCUACUCUUCUCCUUCUUCUUCUCUUUUCAACACUCACCACCAUCGUCACCAUAUCGCCAAGCACAACUACAAAGACGCUCUCACCAAAUCUAUUCUCUUCUUCGAAGGCCAGAGGUCUGGCAAGCUUCCUCCCAACCAGCGAAUGACUUGGAGAAGAAACUCUGGUCUCUCUGAUGGCUCUGCUCUCCAUGUGGACUUGGUUGGAGGAUACUAUGAUGCAGGAGACAAUAUCAAGUUCGGUUUCCCAAUGGCGUUCACAACAACAAUGCUCUCAUGGAGUGUAAUUGAGUUCGGUGGUCUCAUGAAAUCUGAGUUACCAAACGCUAAAGCAGCUAUUCGUUGGGCAACAGACUAUCUCCUCAAAGCUACUGCACGUCCUGACACUAUUUACGUCCAAGUUGGUGAUGCAAACAAAGACCAUUCUUGUUGGGAAAGACCAGAAGACAUGGAUACACAAAGAAGUGUUUUUGCAUUUGCUGACAAAUACAGAGGAACUUACAGUGCAGGAUUGAAACCAGAAGUUUGUCCAUUUUAUUGCUCUUACUCUGGUUAUCAGGAUGAGUUGUUGUGGGGAGCUGCCUGGUUACAAAAAGCUACGAAGAAUGUAAAAUAUUUGAACUACAUAAAGAUGAAUGGACAAGUCCUUGGAGCUGCUGAAUAUGACAACACUUUUGGUUGGGAUAACAAGCAUGCUGGAGCCAGAAUUCUUCUUACAAAAGCUUUUCUGGUUCAGAAAAUGAAGACGCUAAGUGAAUACAAAGGUCAUGCUGAUAAUUUCAUAUGCUCUGUUAUUCCUGGUGCUCCUUUCUCUUCUUCUCAAUACACUCCAGGUGGAUUAUUAUUUAAAAUGGCAGACGCCAACAUGCAAUACGUAACGUCAACAUCGUUCUUGCUCUUAACCUACGCCAAAUACUUAACCUCCGCAAGAACCGUCGUCCACUGCGGUGGCUCAGUCUACACUCCCGGUCGCCUCCGCUCAAUCGCCAAAAAGCAGGUGGAUUAUCUACUUGGAGACAACCCAUUGAGGAUGUCUUACAUGGUUGGUUACGGUCCAAAAUUCCCACAGAGAAUCCACCACCGUGGCUCCUCUUUACCUUGCGUUGCAAGCCACCCGGCCAAGAUUCAAUGCCACGAAGGCUUCUCCAUCUUGAACUCUCAGUCUCCAAACCCUAAUAUCCUGGUCGGUGCAGUCGUUGGCGGUCCUGACCAGCACGAUCGCUUCCCAGACGAACGGACUGACUACGAGCAGUCCGAGCCAGCUACUUACAUCAAUGCACCACUCGUUGGAGCUCUUGCCUACUUCGCUCAUUCCUAUGGUCAACUCUAGUUGUGACCUACGGCUUCAGUCUAGUAGUGAGUGUAUUAGUUAAGCAAAAAAUAAACGUUAAGGAAGUUAUCUAUGUUUUUAUGUUUGAUCGAAAAUCUGAUCACAAGAGGACAUUGGUCCAAGGGAUGUCUUUAUUCGGUUCGUUAUUAAAUAACGUCAAGUGUAAUCUUAUCGUGGUUAUUAAUGUUAUCGUCCUUCAAUUAUUCUAUCCAUGUUAGUAUUUUGUAUGUUUGUGUGAUAAUUUUACUAUAUCCAGC
Messenger RNA from Eruca vesicaria subsp. sativa (arugula), 1673 nucleotides. Lineage: Eukaryota; Viridiplantae; Streptophyta; Magnoliopsida; Brassicales; Brassicaceae. The record is from the annotation of a GenBank genome assembly.